This is a messenger RNA of Torulaspora globosa, 3183 nucleotides long. It is a transcript of the gene RAD26, whose product is annotated as DNA-dependent ATPase RAD26. The transcript has a single exon. The coding region runs from base 1 to 3183 and encodes 1060 amino acids. Lineage: Eukaryota; Fungi; Ascomycota; Saccharomycetes; Saccharomycetales; Saccharomycetaceae. The record is from RefSeq and is a predicted model, not a curated record. Gene Ontology annotation, molecular function: ATP binding; ATP-dependent chromatin remodeler activity. Gene Ontology annotation, biological process: transcription-coupled nucleotide-excision repair. Gene Ontology annotation, cellular component: nucleus.
AUGGAUGGUAAGGACGCUGAUCUGCAGGAUUUGGGUGUUGAUGUCUUAGAUCAAAGUUCCCUUGAAAAGAAGAUAGAGAAGAAUGCUGAGUCCUUGAUAACUCAGCAACUCCUUGAACAGGAGCAGAAACGGUUAGAAAGAGCAAAGAAUGCUCUAGAUAAAUGCAAGCUGAAGAGAGACCUGAUACGAAGAAGGCUUAAUAAUGCAACUAGAAUCUCGGUAAAAUUAAAACUGCGGCAGGAUAUCGAGGAAAUCGAGAAUGAAGAACUACCACCUCUAAUUACUGAUGUCAGAGACAUUCAAAAGCGAAUUGUGGAACUGAAGACGCCGAAUAUUAGACUUGAUGUUAAGAGAGAUAACCAAGAGAGAAGACCUGAUGAGACAGAAAAGGAUUUUUUGAUUAGAACAGGUGAAAUCACAGCGUUUGGAUCCAAGACUGGUUUCACACUGGACAAAGGUCAAGAUGAUCACAAAGACUCGUGGUUCUCAGUCAAAAAGGAAGAGAGCCAUGACUUUGCUAUGGCCAAUGAGCAGAUGGUGGAGAACAUAUUGGGAGAAUCCCCGGACGAAAACAAUCAAGAAAGUGAGGAAUAUGUAGAUGAUGAGCUGCAUGAAGACGACCUUCUUGACACUGAGGAACCGGAGAUUACUUCAAGACCAGGAGAGGCGAGAGAUGACGGCGAUGAGCUAUAUUACCAACACAGGUUAAGACGAUGGAUCAGGCAGCGCUCAAGUGGGCGCACUCACGACCCCCAGCCAGACCUGCCGGAAUGGCUCAAAGCUCAUCCAAGCAUUUCUGAUGCCAAACUGAAUGAUGAAUUUAAAGUACCCGGAGAUGUCUUUUCGUUGCUAUUCAACUACCAGAGGACCUGUGUUCAGUGGUUAUAUGAGUUGUUCCAACAAAAAUGUGGGGGUAUAAUUGGAGACGAGAUGGGCCUGGGGAAAACGAUUCAGGUAAUAGCUUUCUUAGCUGGGUUACAUCAUUCAAAUCUACUGGACGGACCUGUUCUUGUAGUAUGUCCGGCAACUGUGAUGAAACAGUGGUGCAAUGAGCUCCACCACUGGUGGCCUCCAUUGCGAACGAUCAUUUUACAUUCCAUUGGGUCUGGCAUGGACAACAAGAAAAAAAUAGACGAGGGGGAUCUCGAGGAAUUGAUAAUGUCGUCCGACCCAACCCAAGUCUCAUAUGAGGACUAUAAAAAUUCUGCCAAAAUUAAAAGUCAUCUGGAAUCGACGAGUAACCUGCAGUCAUUGGUGGACAAAGUUGUUAGCGACGGACACGUCGUGAUAACAACCUACGUCGGUUUGAGAGUUCAUAGAGAUAUCCUACUCAACGUAGAUUGGGGCUACGCGAUCCUGGAUGAGGGGCAUAAAAUUAGGAACCCAGAUGCUGACAUAUCCUUGACAUGUAAGAAACUCAAGACUCAUAAUCGGAUAAUUUUGUCAGGUACGCCCAUUCAAAAUAACUUAAACGAACUAUGGUCGCUUUUUGACUUCAUUUUUCCAGGUAAACUGGGCACUCUGCCUGUCUUUCAGCAGCAGUUCGUUCAGCCGAUAAGCACGGGGGGUUAUGCCAAUGCAACCAAUGUUCAGGUGCAAACGGGGUACAAAUGUGCCGUCGCCUUGCGGGAUCUCAUCUCACCCUAUUUGCUUCGACGGGUAAAGGCCGAUGUAGCGAAAGAUUUACCGGAAAAGAAGGAGAUGGUAUUAUUCUGUAAGCUAACUCAAUUUCAACGUAGAAAAUAUCUGGAAUUUUUACACUCGAAGGAGUUGGACCAAAUUAAAACAGGUAAAAGGCAAGUCUUAUUUGGGAUCGACAUCUUAAGGAAAAUCUGCAAUCAUCCUGAUCUGCUCGACAGGGAAGAGAAAAGACACCAGGCAGCGUAUGGGGAUCCUAGGAGAUCUGGUAAAAUGCAGGUUGUAAAGCAAUUAUUGCUUCUAUGGAAAAAGCAGCAUCACAAGGCACUACUUUUUACUCAAUCCAGACAGAUGUUGGAUAUCCUCGAAGAGUUCAUCUCAUUUAAAGACGAGUCUCUGUCCAGCUUAAAGUUCCUUAGAAUGGAUGGGACUACUAAUAUCUCCGUAAGGCAAUCGCUUGUGGAUGAGUUUAACAAUGGCGAAUAUGAUGUUUUUCUAUUGACAACAAGAGUUGGUGGCCUAGGAGUGAAUCUCACGGGAGCAAACAGAAUCAUAAUUUUCGAUCCGGAUUGGAAUCCUUCCACUGAUAUGCAGGCCCGUGAGAGGGCUUGGAGGAUAGGACAGAAACGUGAGGUGUCCAUAUACCGAUUAAUGGUAGCCGGUUCAAUUGAAGAAAAGAUAUAUCAUCGUCAAAUUUUUAAACAAUUUCUAACGAAUAAAAUAUUGAGUGAUCCAAAACAAAAGAGAUUCUUUAAAGUGAAUGAAUUGCAUGAUUUGUUCUCCUUGGGAGGCGAAGACGGUCAUGCCAUAGAAGAACUAGAUGAAGAAGUGCAGAAACAUACAAAUGAAUUGAGGCACUCAAAAACUCAAGAGAGUGACGACUUUGAGCAGGUCGUAAGCAUGGCAGGCGUCUCGAAACUCGAAAGCUUUUACAGCGGGAAGGAGAAGAAGGAGAAGUCGCAAACGGAAGAUGAUAGAUUAAUCGAAGGCCUUCUCGGAGACAAUAAUUUGCAAGAUGCCAUGACACACGAAGCGCUAGUUCAUUCUCAUUCAAAUGCUUCAAAGGUUAUUGUUGAGAAAGAGGCUGCAAAAGCUGCGGAAGGUGCUCUCAAUGCUUUGAGAAAAUCCAGAAGGGAAACCAAAAAGUACUCAAUAGAUACACCAACAUGGACAGGUAAGUUUGGACAGGCCGGAAAAGUAAGAAAGAAAACAGGUAAUGUGAAAUCGCAAAAAAUGACAGGCUCAUCAGCGAUCCUAGCCAAUAUGCGUGCGGCUCAGCAACAAGCGAAGAAAUCGCCAUUGCAGCAUGAUGAGCUCAAGCAAACUGACUCAGCUGACAGCGAGCGCAUUUUGGGAACGAUCGAACGUUAUUUAUCUGAGUGCCCUGGCUACUUUGCAUCGUCCUUGGAUAUCAUAGGUCACAUAGGAGUUCCGUUAAAGGACAAAGAUGAAAUUAUAAGAGUUCGUGCAUUACUGAAGAGCAUCGCCACUUUUGACAGGAUUAAGAAAGGAUGGAUUCUAAAUGAAGAGUUCAGAAGUGAUUGA